AUGGCCAUCUUCACGGACGGCAAAAGCACUGCGAUUAAUUCCCCCCGCCAUCUCACUCUCCGCCAUGCAAUCCGGGCCGUUAAGCUCGACAAGUACAACAAGGACGAGCUGGAGGAGGACGAAGAGGGGCCUUCGCUGCCAGAAAUCAGACCAGGACAGGAGCAACUGUUCUCUUUUUGGGCCCCAAGUCUAACAGCGGGCAAGGUCCACCAAAUCAAGGUCCAGCAAACGAUCAAUCCGAAUAACGGACAAAAGCCCCUCCAGCUUGAUGCUCAACAGAACUUUGAUGUCCAUGCUCCGCGAUACUCUCUUCCUGAGGGAUCGAUUUAUUCAGUAUAUCCCCCUCCAGGGUAUAUGGAGGAAGCCCGUAUCCUGCCUCAUGUGGUGUUGAGUGAUCCUCACCUUCCGUGGGAAAGACAAGGAACUACGCAGGAUUUACCGGAUGCUAAACGCAACAAGGUCCCAUGGCUUGCUCUGAUCCUGUUCACUCACGAUGAAUUGCGCCUUCCUGCCGAAGAUCGAGAUGGCGCUGGCUGCAUCUUUCCGUCUCUCCCCAAACCCGUCCAGCAGACGUCCACACAGGCGAUUCGAAUGUCACUGAGAGAUCUCUAUCGCACAAAGAAAAUCAUCGCCCCAAUCAAGGAAGAAGAUGGGGAAUCAGACACCGCCAGGAAUAUAAUGGGCGAUUUCAUCUUCAUCAAGAAGGAGCUUUUUGCGGGUCUUUUCCCGCCUUUCGCAGACGUGAACCAACCUGACCAUGUGUCGAGGCCGGAUACCGCGCCGUAUCGCUUCCUCUCGCACGUCCGCAAGAUUAAUACGGCAGGUAUGGCCGUUGCAGGGAAAGAGGAUAUCGGUAUCUUUUCUGUGGUGGUUUCGAAUCGUUCGGGCCCGUUGGACUACCCCACGCCCACGACUGUGUGCGCGCAUCUCGUUUCGAUCGCGGGGGUGGAGGAGGAUAUGUCGUUUCCUUUUCCCGCUGACAGUAAAUAUGCAGCGCUCUGCUCGCUUCAUAGUUGGAGCUAUACUGUUACCCCGCCUAAUACGCUCAACGUCCCUGAAGCCUUCACGUUAUUGGGUGAAACGCUGGGCCCUCUUCGACCACCGGAUAAAGUGAUCCAAGACAUUCGAUCAACCGCGAACCCAGCCAAUGCAGAAAUAUCAAAUCGACUGGCGAAAAGACUUGAAGAUGGCUACUCGCUGGUAAAACAUCGCACUGCCACUGGUGAAAUGACCAUCGCCCUCUUUCGGGGUCCUUUCACGCCAACGUACGUUGAGCGUCGAUGGAAGACGACACAGAACAGUGACACCGACCUGAAUCGAUGCUCGAAUUCUGGACUCGAUCUGCAGAUUCUUGAUAAGCAGGUUGGGAUCAUGGAUAUCUCGUACUCUGUCGCCUGGCAGGUUGGACGCAUGCUGGCUCUGGCUGAUCAGCCUUUCACCACGGCACUGAUUCGGCUACGCACAGCAAUUCAUCAACGUGCGAUGGACGAGUCGAAGAGGAUUGUACUUGAAAGGCUAUGCGGGAAGAAGCACCUUGGCAGGGAAACGAUCCUUCAGGGAAUACCGGAAAUGUGCAAGAAUUUAGGGAAGAUUACAGUGGCGGGUGAAGGUGAAGAUGACGCCUUUGGUCCACGAUCGGCGGCGAAGAGAUGGAACCGACGCGCUCUGGAGAAAUGCGAAUAUCCUAGUCUCGACUAUCUUUCCGAGCUGAUCGAGAAGGAAUACCCACAGCAGGCAGUCGAGGCAGCCUACUAUCUGGCCAUGGGGACUGACGGCAAAGUCUACGACGAAAUCAACAAUCCCGUCUCAGUAGAUUGGAUGGUCGUGCUGGCCUGGGUGAUGAACCGCAUGUUUCUCGACGGCGUCCCUGCUCACUACCUGAUCACAGACCCUAGUCAUAUCGAGCACGAACGGCUCAAAUUCUUCCAUGUCGACGCGAACUGGACCGACGCGCUGAUCGACGGCGCCUUGAGUCCUGGCAACCACCUGGGCGAGGACAGAGACCGGGUCGCCAUAAAGAGGGCGUUGAAUCGGUAUAUCAGGGAGAAACCAGAACGGCUGGUGCAUCCACCACAGAUCCCAACUUACGGGUUCUAUUUGCGAUCUGAUUUGGUUUCAAUGUUUCCUGAUCUGAAGGUUACGACAUUGCCGGAGCCAAAGAAAGACGUACCCGAUAAGGCCCCUCUGCUGCGACACGAGAUUAUCACCGAUGGACUCAUGCUGGGAUUGCUUGAUCGUGUUCCUCGUAAGGAUGAGUUUGAUGGACUCGUGUUUACACAGCCUCCGCAUCAGCAGCGCUUUGCUGCUGCCGCGACACUGAGGGCUGACAGUAUUCGGGUUGUCAUGCGAAAACAGUAUACAGUGGCUGAGGAAGACCGGAAAACGGACAAGCAUGAUCGAGACCCACUGGAGGUUUUAAACUUGAAGAGCAGUGAUGCCGACAAGUUGUUUAUCUGGGGAUCUCGCCCUGGUCAGUCCGAUCUUCAUAUCCUUCGUCUGCCUCACUUUGCAGAUCGCCAACUCAAGAUACUUCAGGAGAAGAUGGGCACCUUUAAGAAGGCUGAAGUUGAUACCAAGUACUUUGACGACGAUACUGCCACUUCGGCUUUGUUGGCUCUACAGCUCAGUGACCCCAUAUACAGUUUUCGGAUUAGCCUCGACACGCCAAGAAGUGCAGAAAGCCGUGAGCCAGAUAUCAGAACCUUGAAUCUGCUGGCUCCAUCAAUGGUCAACCGUGUUGCCUCAAGGCCCCAAUCAGAUCCUGUCCGGGCCAUCCCAGAGCCAGAACCUGAGAGCUAUUCCCCUACCGCCAGUGCCAACUUCGAACGCCCCAAAGAGUCUGUAUUGACACCACAUGACUACAAUUUCAGCCUUGUACCCCACACACACCCUAUCCACAGCGAAUGGGGCGGAGAUGAAUCUCGACCUGGAAUCCAACCCUUCAUGCUGACCGCAGUAUCAAGCCGGGGACGCUCUGCACCCGCCUCACCCCCGGAAUACUCAUGCAGGGUAUCAGGCGUUGGCGUCACAGGGAUUCUUCCAGACAAAGACAACCUCCCGCAGGACCUGAUCUUUUCAAUCCGAGUGUCCAACAACACAAACAACCGCUACAAGCUGACUGCAUUCCACAUUUGGAUCCCCCUCGGGAAAGCCACCAUCAACAACGAACGGCUUAUGGAGAACUACACGGGACCUGGGGCCACGGUGCUGAGUAACUUGCGUUUCAACGUGCUGCUGAAGUUUAUUAAUGAAGAUGACGAGAGUCGUACAUUGAGGAUUAGUCUGCUGCCACGGAGUAGAAAGCAAUAUGUGGAUAUUACGCUGGUCAAGGAGAUGAGCUUUUUGCUUGCUUUGGCGCAGGUGAAU
Molecule: messenger RNA, 3366 nt
Organism: Aspergillus wentii DTO 134E9
Lineage: Eukaryota; Fungi; Ascomycota; Eurotiomycetes; Eurotiales; Aspergillaceae
Exons: 1
Source: RefSeq, a predicted model, not a curated record